This is a messenger RNA of Monopterus albus (swamp eel), 1604 nucleotides long. It is a transcript of the gene mogat3a, whose product is annotated as monoacylglycerol O-acyltransferase 3a. The transcript is spliced from 9 exons. The coding region runs from base 231 to 1238 and encodes 335 amino acids. Gene Ontology annotation, biological process: triglyceride biosynthetic process. Gene Ontology annotation, cellular component: endoplasmic reticulum membrane. The record is from RefSeq and is a predicted model, not a curated record. Lineage: Eukaryota; Metazoa; Chordata; Actinopteri; Synbranchiformes; Synbranchidae. Gene Ontology annotation, molecular function: diacylglycerol O-acyltransferase activity.
CAUGCGCAUUAAAGGAUUGCGAGAGCGUGUCUAUAAAGUUGUCGGACAAAGUUACAGUUUACUCAGAUGUACGUUUUUUGGUUCUUCACUGACAAGAAGAUUGGUUUUAUUACCUGCAGGAGAAGACUGAGACAGGCGGUGAGACAGACAGAAACUAAAACAGACGGAGCGGAGAAGGUCCGACGUUGAGGCGGAGACACCGAGGCGAGACAAGCAGCGCCACCGCCCUCAUGAAGAUCGAGAUCGCCCCGCUGAACAUCCCGCUGCGAAGGAGGCUGCAGACCGCCGCCGUCCUGCAAUGGGUCUUCUCCUUCCUAGCUCUAGCUCAGUGCUGUCUGGCUGCCUUGAUCCUCCUGGCUCUUUCCGAUUGGUGGAUGCUGGCCCUACUUUACGCUGGUUGGCUGUGGUUGGACUGGGACACGCCCACCAGCGGAGGUCGGAGGUCACACUGGGUCAGGAACUGGAUGGUCUGGGAGUACUUCAGGGAGUACUUCCCUAUAACGCUGGUGAAAACCGUCGAUUUAGAGCCAAAGAAAAACUACAUAUUUGGAUUUCAUCCUCAUGGUGUACUGGUAGCGGGGGGGUUUGGGAACUUCUGUACGGAGGCGACCGGUUUCUCUCGUCUGUUUCCUGGACUGAGGCCUCACCUGCUGAUGCUGCCAUUAUGGUUCAGAUUCCCGCUCUUCAGAGACUACAUCAUGUGUGCAGGUCUGGUGUCGAGCUCUAAGUCCAGUCUGUCCUACCUGGUCAGUCGUCCCGAAGGAGGUAAUGUGGCUGUCCUUGCAGUGGGCGGAGCUCCAGAGGCUCUGGAAGCGCGGCCAGGUGCUUUAACACUGCAGGUGCGAAACAGGAAGGGGUUCAUCAAAUUGGCUCUCAAGCACGGAGCUCAGCUGGUUCCGGUCUUUUCUUUUGGAGAGAACGAGUUGUUUGACCAGAUGGAGAAUCCCACCGGCUCUCCUCUCAGGAUGCUGCAGAACCGGCUGCAGAGCAUCAUGGGAAUAUCGCUACCACUGUUUUAUGCCAGAGGAGUUUUCCAGUACAGUUUUGGCCUGAUACCAUACAGGAAGCCCAUACACACCGUCGUGGGGAAGCCAAUCUCGGUUGUACAGACUCCCAGUCCGACCAGUGAGGACAUCAACAGUCUUCACAAAGAUUACCUGCAGAGUCUGAUGGACCUGUUUGAGCAGCACAAACGCACCUAUGGCCUCAGUGAGGACCAGCACCUCACCUUCACAUGAUCUCACACAUAUCACCUUUCUGUAAGCAUCUGUCACAUGACUGUCAGCUGAUCCAGCUGUGGAUGUUAAACUGUUGGUGUCAGCAGUCUGCCUUUCUAUCAGACAGCACCAUGCUAACUGUGCUAGCAGGGCUCAUUGAACAGGAAAAGCUAAUACUGGUGCAGAUCUCACAGAUUUAAAUGGUGAAUGCUAAAUGAGGUUUCCUGGUACGUGUAGGAGCUUUGUUUUUGUUGAGUGUUUGUUGUGUUCCUGUUUCCAGAUGAUGUUGUAACAGCUGACAGGGGACAUGGAACAGUCUGAUUGGUUGGUUUGUGUGUGAAAGUCAUGUGACAGUUUGUUUAUUAAAUCAUUGAUAUUCAGAGUAAA